This is a messenger RNA of Carica papaya (papaya), 954 nucleotides long. The record is from RefSeq and is a predicted model, not a curated record. Lineage: Eukaryota; Viridiplantae; Streptophyta; Magnoliopsida; Brassicales; Caricaceae.
AUGUAUCAAUUGGUCGUAGAGAAUACUCAAGUUUCGAUUUUCUGCAGAACUUCGUUAACGCAAUACUUCUUCCUCUUGGGAAUUCAAAAUACAUCUGCUACAUUCGCGAGUGCUUUCAUCAACAUGGUUCCGGUGAUCACCUUCAUAAUGGCGAUACCAUUUGGGUUGGAGACAUUGAACAUAAAAUCAAAUAGUGGAAGAGCCAAAAUAAUGGGUACCCUAGUAUGUUUUGGAGGAACUUUGUUAUUAACACUUUACAAAGGAAUGGCUUUGUUGAAUUCUCCACAUUCUUACUCAUCCCACAUCGAACAAGAUGCAAUGAGCUCAAGGAAGAAGACAGAGAAAUGGACAAUUGGGUGUGCAGCUAUGACUCUGGGAACUCUGUUAUGGUCCUCGUGGUUUUUAAUCCAAACCAAAAUUAGCAAAAAAUACCCUUGCCAAUGCACCAGCACUGCUCUCAUGGCCUUCUUUGGUGCCACCCAAUCAGCCAUCUUAAACUUGUUCAUGGACAGGAAGCUCUCAGUCUGGAUUCUUAAUGGGAAAUUAGAAAUUUUUGCUUUGCUAUUUUCUGGCAUGGUUGGUUCAGGGUUGUGCUACUUGGGACUGUCAUGGUGUGUGAAGAAAAGAGGUCCUCUGUUCACAGCUGCAUUCAGUCCUUUGGUUCAGAUAAUGGCAGCCAUUAUUGACAUUCCUUUCCUCCACGAGGAACUCCACCUUGGCAGCAUGUUGGGAUCCGUUAUCGUCAUGAUUGGUCUGUACAUUCUUCUGUGGGGAAAGAAUCAAGAAGUGAAGAAUCUGGGAAUGUCAAAAAUAGCUCAAGAAAAUGAAGACACAAAACAGCAAGAGCCUCAGCUUCAGGGCAUUACAGUCCCUAGAAAUAUAUAAUUUUUCUCAUCUUUGUCACCAUUCAAGGAGCUAAAGCUGCUCACCCAAUGAAAAUCACUAGUUUAUAAA